Molecule: messenger RNA, 16934 nt
Organism: Peromyscus eremicus (cactus mouse)
Lineage: Eukaryota; Metazoa; Chordata; Mammalia; Rodentia; Cricetidae
Gene: Rnf213
Product: ring finger protein 213
Exons: 67
Coding region: 24-15521 (5165 amino acids)
Biological process (GO): ubiquitin-dependent protein catabolic process; sprouting angiogenesis; negative regulation of non-canonical Wnt signaling pathway
Cellular component (GO): cytosol; membrane; nucleolus
Molecular function (GO): ubiquitin-protein transferase activity; metal ion binding; ATP hydrolysis activity
Source: RefSeq, a predicted model, not a curated record
CCUACAGGGCUGGGGAUAACAGCAUGGAGUGUCCACAGUGCCGGCAUGUAUCCGGAGAGAAGUCACCCAGGUUCUGUAGCCAGUGUGGACAGAAACUGUCUCCUGCAGCCCCCGUGCAAGAUUCUGAGAACAACAACGCCUUCUUGGUGGCAUCAACCUCAGAAGAAAGGGCUGAGCCAGGGGAAGUGCUGAAAGAGGAAAGCGUCCCAGGCCCCAGCAAGGAACUAGACAACCCGGAGGAGUCCGAGUCUGAUGCCUCCUGGAGCAUCCAAAUGAGUAAAAAGGAGAAGAGGAGGAGGAAGAGGAGCCAGAGUACCACCCUUUCCUCACGGGCAGGUUCCUUGCCUUCCACUUCUGGCCUCUGGAGUCUGGAUGUGCCUUCAAGCCCUGGAUCCCAGGACUCAGCAUUGCCCCAGAAGCAAGCCCACCAAGGUGGUGUGGGUAGCCAGCCUGGCCAGUCACUGGACACAGUGACAGUGGCAGUGGAGGAGGAUGGCCCUGUGCAUGCUGAAGGCAGCAGCAUCACUCUGCAGGGUCACACCGUGAAGGGCACAGACAGCGACACAGGAGCUGGAGCUCAGAGGGACCCUGUUCCCAGUAGCCACACAGAAGUUAAGGACCGCAACACCUCUAAGCCUUCAGUGCACAAGGGCCUGCCCCAAGAUGGGGACUGUGGCCCGGCCAUUUCUGCCUGCAAAGGUCCCCUUAAGGAUACUGAUGCGUCCCCGAGGGCCCCAUUACCUGAAUCUAAGGGGGCGAAGUCUGAACACAAGGAAGAAGCGCCUGUAACUGCAGGGCUGGCUGCUUCAGAGCCAAUUGAUGCCAGAGCAAAGCAGGAUGGGAAAGAAACAAACAGCGCUCAGAAACAGACCCUGCCCCCUGUGAGGCCUGCUGCCCCUAAGCACCAACCCCAGGAAGCUGAGCUCAAGUUGUCUGACAUGGGGAGGAAAACGGAUGAAUCUGGGAACACCCAGCCAGACGGUCAGAAGAAGCCAGAGGAGAACAGAAACUGUGCAGCAGCUUUGAAAGACAAGAAGGAGCAGAGAAACCAGAAGGCUGCUGCACCAGAGGCUCCGUCGGGAAUACCUAACACAGGAGAUGGAGUCACCGUGUACUUCCACGCUAUUGUCUCCCGAGACUUUGCAUUCAACCCUGACAACCACAGAGCGUAUGUCAGAGGGGGAGAGGAACUCGGGAAGAAGGGCUGGAAUGAUGCUUGCGAGAUGUACUACACCAAAGACCUUGGUGACCUCGGGUCUCUCAUCGAGGGCAGCAUGGUCAUCCCCAGGCAGAGCCUGGACAAACCCAUUCCUUAUAAGUAUGCCAUAUACCGUGGUGGAUAUGGCAGUAACAAGGAUACCGCAGAGUACGAAUUCAUCUAUGAGCAGCCGCAGAAGAAGGGCGAGCACGUGAACCGUUGUCUGCUGGUUAUCUCUUCCCUCUUGGACACUGGAGAGUGGCAUCAGUAUGACGACAUCAUCUGCAUGAGGCAUCCUGGGAAGCUCCAGAAAGUUAUGAAUACUUUUACUGAUGGCACAAGAAAGGACCUGGUGAAGGGGAAGAAGCAUGCCGCUGCGAUCAUGCUGGACCGGAUCUUCAGUAUCCUCCAGCCCUGGAGUGCCAUCAAUCUGCAGAGCUUUAUGACCCAGUUCAAGCAGUUUUAUUCUGUGGUCCGAGAGCCUAAGAUCCAUGAUGGCCAUGCUAGGCCAUGGUCCAGUUUGCAAUAUGAUGAGAAAGAGGUGAGGACGAACCUAUGGGAGCACGUGAAAAAACAGAUGGUACCCUUCCUGGAAAGGAAGAGCGGGGACUCUCUGCCGAUCGACUGCCCUGUGAGGAGUAGAAUGAAGUUGGGCCUGGCCAUCCUUUUCAUGGUGGAAGCAGUUGACUUUGCUGUCCCUAAAGCUGACCUGGUCUCGCUGUGCUAUCUCCUUAUCCCGAGCACUGGCUCACCAGAAGCUCUUCACAGUGACCUGAGCCCCAUCCUCAGCACACCUCAGAAAUGGCGCAUGUACCUGAUAGACCUGUGCCACAGGUGCAUAACUGAGGGGGUCGACUGCUGGCUGGGCACCUUACCUGCCCUGCACUACUGCAUGCAGGAGUCUCCACCCAGGAAGGCCUCUAAGAGCCAGCCCGAGGACACCUGGGCAGGCCUGGAAGGAAUCUCUUUCGCACAGUUUCGGGACAAAGCAUCCCCUAAGAGCCAGGUUCUCCAGUUUAUGCAGCCUAGGAUGGCCCUGCUGCAGGUGGAUGAGUACCUCUUCCGCUCUUGGUUCAGCUUGGUUCCUUUGGAAAGCUUGACUUCCUACUUGGAAAACUCCACAGAAUACUUGAGUCAUGUGCCUGCUCGCGUCCUGGAUUGUUUUCAAGGAAUUUCAUACCGGCUUCGAGGGCUGGGGAAGAUCUCCAACCAAAACAUGGAGGUUAUCGAGCGCAUCUUUAAAAUGCUGAUUCACCUUGUGGACAUUUAUCAGGACACGAUUCUUGGGGAGACCCAGCUACAGACCUACUUAACCGAGUGUCUGACCAUCUAUGAAACUGUCUGCGACAUCACGGCUGACAGGAAGUUCUACGAGAUUCCUGCCCUGUCUGCUGAGCUUGUCUGUAAAAUGCUUAAGCUUAAACCUCCAGGGGGUACCACAGAGGGGCUGGUUGCUAAAGCUAAUGAAGACUCGGUGACAAGCACUCUCCAGGAGGUCCUGAACACCACAAGAAAAUGGCUGCGUCGCAUGCUCAAAAGCAGCAUGUUCUAUACCAGCCUAUACCAACCAGUCUCUGUCCGGUUCUCCUAUUCUGAGGAGAUGGCGCUAUGGCGCCGGCUGGUGGACAUUGACUUCCCGGAGAAGUGUGGCUGGAAAAGGUCGCUGCUGGGAGACAUGGAAGGAAGGCUCAAGCAGGAGCAGCCCCGUUCGCAGAUCUCUGUCUUCUGCAGCAGUCUGUGGCAUGAUGGUGGACUCCAUGACAGCGUGGCCAGGAGCUUUGAGAAGUGUGUCAUUGAAGCCGUUAGCUCUGCCUGCCAGUCUCAGACCAGUGUCCUCCAAGGACUCUCUUAUCAAGAUUUGCAGAAACUUGGUACUCUCUUGUCCGCUGUGAUAACCAAGUCCUGGCCUGUGCACAAUGGGGAGGCUGUGUUUGACAUGGAUGAGAUCUUCAAAUACCUACUCACGUGGCCAGAUGUGAGGCACCUCUUCGAACUGUGUGGAACCAAUGAGAAAAUCUUAGAAUACAUCACAGGGGAAGGCAAGCAGCUGAUGGCCACGGCUGAGUCUGUGUUCCAAAAGGUUGCCGAGGAACUUGAGAACGGCACCAUUAUGGUUGGGCAGCUGGAGUUGAUCCUUGAGCACAGGAAUCAGUUUGUUGAAAUCUGGAACUUAAAUGGAAUACGGCUGCCACUCCAAAAGGCCUGUGAUUUGAAGGACUUGCUGGACAGGAGAAAGGAUGAUCUGCGGUUCCUCAAGCGAGAGAAGAGAUACGUGGAGAGUCUCCUGAGGCAGUUUGGGAGAGUGAAACACCUUGUGCAAGUGGAGUUUGGAAAUAUUGAAGCAAUACACUCUCAAGACCUCAGCAAUAAGAAACUCAAUGAAGCUGUGAUAAAGCUACCUGGCUCCUCAUCCCCCAAAAGGAAGACACAUUACUUCUUGUGCCCUGAGAUCCGAGAAAUUGCAAGCAAGCUAGACUCCCUAAAAGACAGCCACAUCUUCCAAGUUUUCUGGCAAGAGAUGGCAGAGUCGCUGAGUACUCUGAGUCAGGACCACAGAGAGUUGAAGCUUUUGCUCCCAGACGCCUGUGAAUGCCUGUACUACCCCUGCUACGAGAAAUUCCACAGGCUGUAUGAGAACGUGAAGUCCGGAGAGAUCACCUUUGCUGAAGUUGAUGACAUCUUCAGAGACUUUAUAGAUAAAUAUGAUGAACUGACUGUUGACCUAAAGUCCAUGUGCACCGUGGAUCCCCAGGACCAAAAAGGUUGGAUCUCAGAGCGCGUUGGGCAGAUCAAAGAAUACCAUAGCCUGCACCAGGCCGUCAGCUCUGCCAAGGUCAUCUUUCAGGUCCGAAGCACUUUGGGCGUGACUGGUGACUUCAGUGUUCUUGACACGUUGUUAAACUUCGCAGAUUCCUUUGACAGCUUUCGUCAUGAGAAACUGAAGCAGAUCAGCCCAGAGUUCAUCCAGGCCAAGAAGCUGCUCCAAGACAUCAGUGAGCCCCGCCACCGCUGCCUGGAGGAACUCUCCAGGCAGGUGGAGCUUGUGGACUGGCUGCAUGAGGCCCUGGAAGACAUCAAUGAACUCAAGGUGUUUGUGGACCUGGCCUCCAUCUCGGCGGGGGAGAACGACAUCGACGUGGACCGGGUGGCCUGUUUCCAUGAUGCCGUGCAGGGCUAUGCUUCCCUGCUGUACAAGAUGGACUCAGAUGCAGAUUUCCAUGAGUUCAUGUAUCAUCUGCAGGAACUCUGGAGGGCCCUGGACAAUGACCAGCACCUGCCCAGUAAGCUGCAAGAUUCUGCCCGAAAUUUGGAGUGGCUGAAGACAGUGAAGGAAAGCCAUGGAUCUGUGGAGCUCUCGUCUCUGUCCCUGGCCACAGCUAUCAACAACAGAGGCAUCUAUGUUAUUGAGGCACCCAAAGGUGGUCAGAAGAUUUCCCCAGACACCGUCCUACACCUUCUUCUCCCUGACGACCAUGGUGCCCGAGAGGGGCUCCGCACCUACUCCACAGAGGAGCUGAAGGAGCUUUUAAAUAAGCUUAUGCUAAUGUCUGGCAAGAAAGACCACAGCAGCAAUGUGGAAGUGGAGAAGUUUUCUGAGGUCUUCAGCAGCAUGCAGCGGCUUGUGCAUGCCUUUAUAAACCUGCACUGUGCAGGCAACAUGCUCUUCAGGACUUGGACUGCUGAGGUCUACUGUUGCCCCAGGCAGGGCAUCUCCAUCCGCAUGGACUUUGGCUUGGAGCUGGUGAACCAGUUGAAAGAGAGUGGUGAUAUCAUCGAGCUCCUGGGAGCCCUCUGCAGGCAGAUGGAGGACUUCCUAGACAACUGGAAAGCAGUAGUCACUCAGAAGAGAGCCAAACACUUUUACCUCAACUUCUACACAGCUGAGCAGCUGGUCUACCUGAGCAGUGAGCUCGGGAAAUGCAUACCCAGCGAAGCUGCCCUCAUGAUGCUGUCCUUCAUCAAAAACAACUGCACUGUACGUGACAUCUUAGAAGCCACCGGGUCCUGUGAAAGCAGUGCUGCCAGACACUGCCUGAGGGAGGUUGUGAAAAAUCUGCCUCUGCAGCUACUUUCUGAGUCCAGCUUAGUGGGCAAGCUUCAGGUUCUCAUGGACCAAUCCAUAGUGUGCAUGAGUGCCUUCCUGCCCGACUGCCUGGACCUGGAUGCCCUGGGCAGCUGCCUGGCCCAGCUGGCCACACUGGGGGACUGUCCUGUGAAGCGGCCACUCCCCAAAGGCCUGCAGGUUGGCCAGCCUAACCUGGUGUUGUGCGGUCACUCUGAGGUGUUGCUGGCCGCACUGGCCAUCUAUAUGCAGGCCCCCAGGCAGCCUCUGCCAACCUUCGAUGAGGUAUUGCUCUGCACCCCGGGGACCACAGUGGAGGAGGUGGAACUGCUCCUGAGACGCUGCCUCACACUGGGCUCCCAGGAAGACAAGGUCUACAGCUUGCUGUUCGCAGACCAGCUGAGUUAUGAAGUGGGCUGCCGGGCAGAGGAGCUUUUCCGGGACCUGUGCACACAGUGCCACCGUGAAGACUACCAGUUGGUGAUAGUCUGUGAUGCUGCCCGGGAGCACUGCUACCUCCCCUCCACCUUCAGCCAGCACAAAGUCCCCCUGGUUCCCCAGGCCCCACUGCCGGACAUCCAGGCCUACCUGCAGAACCAUUAUCAGGUCCCAGAGCAGACCCCGUCAGCAGCGACUGUAUUCAGAGACAGGAUGUGUGUUGGGAUCGUGACCUCUGAAAGAGCUGGUGUUGGAAAGUCACUCUAUGUGAACAGAUUGCACAAAAUCCUGAAAAUAAAGCUAGAGGAUGAAAAGGUGCCUUUAAAAAUUAUUAGAUUGACAGACCCUCAUGUAGAUGAGAACCAAGUCCUGAGCUCCCUCCUGCCAUUCUUGAAGAGGAACUAUCAGAAGACGCCUAUGAUAUUCCACAUUGAUGUGAGCACUUCAGUUCGGACUGGGAUUCCUGUCUUCCUUUUCAAACUCCUCGUUUUGCAGUACCUAAUGGAUAUAAAUGGGAAAAUGUGGCUUCGGAACCCGUGCCAUUUAUAUGUUGUUGAAAUCUCACAAGAGCCCUCAGUCCAGCCAAAGAGGUCUUCUAAACUGAAUGCACGUGCACCUCCAUUCAAGUUUCUUGAUAUCUUCCCCAAAGUUACCUGUCGUCCUCCCAAGGAAGUGAUAGACAUGGAGCUGACUCCCAAGGGGAGCCACAGAGAACCUGGGAUGGACCCAAUGGAGUUCAGCAGUGAAGCUUUCCAAAGACCUUACCAGUAUUUAAAACGGUUCCACCAAAACCAGAACCUGGACACAUUUCGGUACAAAGAAGACUCUGUGGAAGGCUCACCUGAGGAGUGCCUGCAGCACUUCCUGAUUUACUGUGGAGUGGUAAACCCUUCCUGGGCUGAGCUUCGGAACUUCGCUUGCUUUCUGAACUGUCAGCUCAAGGACUGUGAGGCUUCUGUCUUCUGCAACUCGGCUUUUACUGGAGAUACACUCAGGGGCUUCAAGAACUUUGUGGUAACCUUCAUGAUCUUAAUGGCGAGAGAUUUUGCCACUCCAAGUCUUCACACUUCAGACCAAAGCCCAGGUAAGCACCUGGUCACCCUGGACGGAAUUGCUGAAGAAGACCUAGCUCCCUUCUCUCUUCGAAAGAGAUGGGAGUCAGAGCCCCAUCCAUAUGUUUUCUUCAAUGGUGACCGCAUGACCAUGACAUUCAUAGGUUUUCACUUGCAGCCCAACAACAAUGGCUAUGUUGAUGCCAUCAAUCCCUCGAAUGGGAAAGUCAUCAAGAAGAAUGUCAUGACAGAGGAACUGUUUCUAGGGCUGAAACUUCAGAGAGUACCCUUCAAUAUCAACUUUGAUCACUUGCCCAGACAUGAGAAGAUUGAAAGACUCUGCCUGGCUCUAGGGAUUGAGUGGCCCAUUGACCCUGAUGAAACGUACGAACUUACAACGGACAAUAUGCUUAAGAUCCUGGCCAUUGAGAUGCGGUUUCGGUGUGGGAUCCCAGUUAUCAUCAUGGGAGAGACAGGCUGCGGGAAAACCAGGCUCAUCAAAUUCCUUAGUGACCUCAAGCGUGGUAGUGUUGAGGCAGAAACUAUGAAGUUGGUGAAGGUCCAUGGAGGAACAACUCCAUCCAUGAUCUACUCCAGAGUCAAGGUUGCUGAGCGCACAGCCUUCUCCAAUAAGGUCCAACACAAGUUGGAUACCAUCUUGUUCUUUGACGAAGCCAACACAACAGAAGCCGUAAGCUGUAUCAAAGAGGUCCUGUGUGAUAGAACAGUGGGUGGUGAGUGCCUAAAGGAGGAUUCCGGCCUGCAUAUCAUUGCUGCUUGCAACCCUUACCGGAAGCACUCCCAGGAGAUGAUCCUCCGCCUGGAGUCUGCAGGUUUGGGAUAUAGGGUGAGUGCAGAGGAGACAGCAGACAGGCUGGGUUCCAUCCCGCUGCGGCAGCUGGUGUAUCGAGUCCACGCUCUGCCUCCAAGCCUCAUUCCUUUGGUGUGGGACUUUGGACAGCUGAAUGACUCUGCUGAAGAGCUCUACAUCCAGCAGAUCGUGCAGAGACUGGUGGACUCUAUCACGGUAGAUGAAUCUGAUGCUUGUGUGAUUGCACGUGUGCUCUCUGCCUCUCAGAGGUUCAUGAGGAAGAGGGAGAAUGAAUGUGGCUUCGUCAGCCUCCGGGAUGUGGAGCGCUGUGUGAAAGUUUUCAGAUGGUUUCACGACCACAGUGAGAUGCUCUUGAACAAGCUGGAUGACUUUCUCCACGAAUCCAGUGACGGCAAACAUACUUUUGAGAGAAAGCCUGUUCUCUGGUCCCUGGUAAUGGCCACUGGGGUGUGUUACCAUGCCUCUUUAGAAGAGAAAGCACCCUACCGGAGAGCCAUUGGCAAGUGCUUUCCAGAACCAUACAAUGACAGCAAGGUCAUUCUUGAUGAGAUCACUCACGCACAGGAUUUUUUUCUGAGGGGGGCACCCAUACGGACAAACAUAGCCCGGAACUUGGCUUUGAAGGAGAAUGUCUUCAUGAUGGUGAUCUGCAUUGAGCUUAAGAUCCCCCUUUUCCUGGUAGGGAAGCCCGGCAGCUCCAAAUCCCUUGCCAAGAUCAUUGUAGCAGAUGCCAUGCAAGGGCAGUCAGCCUUCUGUGACCUCUUCCGCUGCCUGAAGCAGGUCCACCUGGUGUCGUUCCAGUGCAGCCCCCACUCCACCCCCCAAGGCAUCAUCGGCACCUUCAAGCAGUGUGCUCGAUUCCAGCAGGGCAAGGACCUGCAGCAGUAUGUCUCUGUGGUGGUGCUGGACGAGGUUGGGCUGGCAGAAGAUUCACCCAAAAUGCCCCUAAAGACUCUGCACCCCCUGCUGGAAGAUGGGUGCAUUGAAGACGAUCCUGCCCCAUACAAAAAAGUUGGCUUUGUUGGCAUUUCCAACUGGGCUCUGGAUCCUGCCAAGAUGAACCGGGGCAUUUUUGUGUCACGUGGCAGCCCCAACGAGAAGGAGCUCAUAGAGAGCGCCGAGGGGAUCUGCUCUUCGGACAGGCUGGUUCAGGACCGAAUCCGAGGGUAUUUUGCACCCUUUGCCAAGGCCUAUGAAACAGUGUGUCAGACCCAGGACAAGGAGUUCUUUGGGCUUCGAGACUAUUACAGCCUGAUCAAGAUGGUCUUUGCCAAAGCCAAAGCUUCAAAUCAGGGGCUUUCCCCACGAGACAUCGCUCACUCUGUGCUUCGGAACUUCAGUGGGAAAGACAACAUCCAGGCCCUGGACAUCUUUACAGCCAGUCUUCCCGAGGCCAGGUACAGGGAAGAAGUCAGCACCGUGGAACUGAUCAAGCAGAACAUUUACAGUGGUCUGCAGGCAUCCAGCAGGGGGCUGGACAGCACCGAGUCCCGGUACUUGCUCGUGCUGACCAGGAACUAUGUGGCCCUGCAGAUCCUACAGCAGACGUUGUUUAGUGAGGGUCAGCAACCUGAGAUCAUUUUCGGCUCCAGCUUUCCCCAGGACCAGGAAUACACCCAGAUCUGCAGGAACAUCAACCGGGUGAAGAUCUGCAUGGAGACAGGGAAGAUGGUGGUGCUGCUGAACCUGCAGAACCUGUAUGAGAGCCUGUAUGAUGCUCUGAACCAGUACUACGUCUACCUUGGGGGCCAGAAGUAUGUGGACCUUGGACUAGGUACCCAUCGAGUCAAAUGCCGAGUCCACACCGACUUCCGACUCAUCGUCAUUGAAGAGAAAGAUGUGGUGUACAAACAGUUCCCUGUGCCCCUCAUCAACCGGCUGGAGAAGCACUACCUGGACAUCAACACCGUACUGGAGGAGUGGCAGAAGGGCAUUGUGCGUGAGCUGCAACAGUGGGCGUGUGAAUUUGCAGAUGUGAAAGCUGACCAGUUCAUUGCCAGACACAAGUACAGUCCUGCAGACGUCUUCGUCGGCUACCACUCUGAUGCCUGUGCCUCUGUGGUGCUGCAGGCUGUGGAGAGGCAGGGCCCCAGGGACCUGACGGAGGAGCUGUACCACAAGGUGUCUGAAGAGGCCAAGUUCAUCCUGCUGGAUUGUGCAACACCAGACGCUGUGGUCCGUCUGAGUGGAUCCUCACUGGGCUCGUUCACCGCGAGGCAACUGACACAGGAGUAUUACUACAACCAGCAGCACAACUCCUUUGCAGACUUCCUCCAGGCCCACCUGCGCAUGGCCCAUCUGGAGUGCCAGGCUGUCUUCACAGAGAUCACCACCUUCUCCAGACUGCUGACCAGUACAGACUGUGAAGUCUUGGAAUCUGAGCUGAAGGGACUGGCCUCGAAGCCUAUGCUCCUGUCUCUGCAGCAGUUUGACACUGAAUAUUCCUUCCUUAAGGAAGUCCGCUCUUGCUUGAUGAACCCAGCCAGACGUAAAAUCCUAGUCAUCCAGACAGACUUUGACGAUGGUGUCCACAGCGCCCAGCUGGUAGCCUCUGCCAAGUAUUCUGCCAUCAAUGAAAUCAACAAAACACAAGGAACAAAGGACUUUGUCUUCGUUUAUUUCAUUACGAAACUUUCCCGAAUGGGAAGUGGCACAUCAUAUGUGGGGUUCCAUGGAGGGCUGUGGCGGUCUGUACAUAUUGAUGACCUUCGCAGAUCCACAAUCAUGGCCUCAGAUGUCACUAAACUGCAGAAUGUCACCAUGAGCCAGCUGUUCAAGGCAGUGAACAAACCUGAGUAUGACCCAGAGGAGGAGAUGGAGACAGAGACCAGCAAGUCAGAGGAAAUGGCAGAGGAAAAAAUGGAAGUGGAAGGUCCAGAGGAGAUGGAGAAGGUGUCUGACCCAGGACGCUGUGACGUCCUGGACACCACCAGACUGCUGCGGAGCUGUGUGCAGAGUGCUGUGGGGAUGCUCAGAGACCAGAAUGAGAGUUGUGCACGUAACAUGAGGAGAGUCACCAUUCUUCUUGGCCUCUUAAAUGAAGACAACACACGCAAUGCCUCCUUUUUGCGGGAAUUGAAGAUGCGCCUCCAUGUUCUUCUGAAGAAGCAAGAAGAGAACCAGGUCCAAAGUAUAAAGGAAUGGGUCACCAGGGAGGCUGCUAAUCAGGAUGCCCUGCAGGAGGCAGGCACCUUCAGGCAUACCCUUUGGAAGCGGGUCCAAGGUGCAGUCACCCCCCUCCUGGCGAGCGUGAUAUCUCACAUCGACAGAGACGGCAACCUGGAGCUACUGGCCCAGCCGGAUUCACCAGCCUGGGUCCAAGCUCUUUGGAUGUUUAUUUUCAGUGACAUUAAGUUCCUGAACAUCCCUCUUGUGGUGAAUAACACAAGGUCCGAGAAUGAGAUGCCCUCCAUCCUGGUACAGAGCCACAUGAACCUGCUCAAGGAUGCAUGCAAUGCUGUCCCUUUCAGCUGGAGGAUCAGGGACUACCUGGAGGAGCUCUGGGUGCAAGCUCAGUAUAUCACAGACACAGAGGGGUUAUCAAAGAAGUUCAUGGAAAUCUUCCAGAAGACUCCCUUGGGCGUGUUUCUCGGUCAGCUCCCUGUGGCACAGCAGGAGGAUCUCUUGCAGAGCUACUUGAAGGACUUCCUGCUUUUGAACAUGAAAGUGACUUCGUGGGAGGAGUUAAAGUUUCUGCAGAUGGCCCUGUGGUCCUGCCUCAGUGAGCUCCGAGUGACUUCAGGAAUGCCUGAGGAAGGGCUCUCCUUGCCCUGGGUGCACCUUGCCUAUCAACACUUCAGGACCCGGCUGCAGAACUUCUCCAGAAUUUUGACUAUCCACCCCCAGGUUCUGAAGAGCCUCGGGGAAGCAGCACAGACGCACAGCUUGCCUGGCUGUGAAAUGAUACUAGAUGCGUUUGCAGCAAUGGCCUGUGUUGAAGUGCUCAAGGGAGACAUCCUGAAGCCGAACCCCAAGGCCUGGCUACAGAUGGUGAAGAAUCUGUCUGUACCACUGGAACUUGUCUGUUCCAGCGAGGACUGUGGGAACAUAACCAGAGCUGUCAUCCAGGAAGUCAGAGCCUUGUGGAAUCGCAUUUUCUCCAUCUCACUCUUUGUGGAGCAUGUCCUCCUGGGGAUUGAAAGCCAGAUUCCUGAGCUGAGUCAGCUGGUAACCAAGUAUGUCUUCUUACUAGACAAGUGUCUUGAAGAGAACUCGGACCUGAAGACCCACAGGCCAUUUGUGGCUGUAAUGACUAUCCUUUGUGAGUGCAAGGACAAAGUCAGCAGGACAUUCAGCAGGUUUGGUAUUCAGCCAUGUCACAUCUGCCUGGGAGAUGCACAGGAACCUGUCUGUCUGCCUUGUGAUCAUGUAUACUGUCUACAAUGCAUCAAAACCUGGCUUUCCCCGGGGCAAAUGAUGUGCCCCUACUGCUUAACUGACUUGCCAGACAAAUUCUCAACAACUGUUUCCCAGGAACACGGGAAAGCCAUUGAGAAGCAUGCCCAGUUCCGGCACAUGUGUAACAGCUUCUUCGUGGACCUGGUUUCUACCAUGUGCUUCAAAGAUGACACCCCUCCUCAGAAGAGUGUGAUUGACACCCUGCUGUCCUUACUCUUCAUACAAAAGGAACUGCUGAGAGAUGCUUCCCAAAAGCACCGUGAACACACAAAGUCUCUGUCUCCAUUUGGUGAUGUUGUCGACAAGACUCCUGUCACCCGCUCUGUGGUACUAAAACUGCUUCUCAAGUACAGCUUCCAUGAAGUAAAGGAUUACAUCCAGAACUACUUGACCCAGUUAGAGAACAAAGCAUUCCCAACAGAAGAUAAAACAGAAUUGUACCUGCUCUUUAUCAACUGCCUAGAGGAUUCAGUACAUGAGAAGACAAGUGCUGUCUGUAGAAGUAACAAGCAGGGCCUGAGAGAGGAAGGCCAUUUCCUUAGGACAUACGCACCAGGAAGGCGGCGAGGCCACGAGCCUGCCCGCACAACUUCGGUGGAGUACCUGCAGGAGGUGGCCAGAGUCCGCCUCUGCCUUGACUUGGCUGCUGACUUCCUCUCUGAGCUUCAGGAAGGAGCAGAACUGGCUCAAGAGAAGCAGUGCUUCCUGAAGCAUGUUGAGCAGUUCUGCACCCGCGUCAAGAAUGAUUGGCACCGUGUGUACCUGGUGAGGAAACUCUCAAGCCAGCGUGGGAUGGAAUUCGUGCAGAGCUUCUCCAGGCAGGGCCAUCCAUGCCAGUGGGUGUUUCCCAGGGACGUCAUUGCACAGCAGAAGGACAACCCAAGCCAGAUGGACCGAUACCUAGUGCAUGGUGAUGAAUACAAGGCUCUUCGUGAUGCAGUGGGCAAAGCUAUGCUCGAGUGCAAGACCUUGGACGUUGGGACUGCUCUGAUGACCUGCAGAAGCCCCAAAGCCCAGCAGACGGCCUACUUACUGCUGGCCUUGUACAGAGAGGUGGCCUCUUUGUACUGUUCCCGCAAUGCCAGUCUCCAUCCAAAACCAGAGCAACGCGAGGCUAUGAACAAAUUCAUUGAGGAAAGCAAGAUCCUUUCUGCUCCUAACAUUGGACGCUUUGCAAAAUCACUAGUGGAUGAUGCUCUGCCCCUGCUGAGGACCAGGUCUGCUAACAGCAGCCUAGAAGGAACAGUGACUGAAAUGGCCGUCCAUGCUGCAACUGUAUUCCUGUGUGGAAAAAACAAAGUCUUGGAGCCCCUGAGGAACUUGGCCUUCUAUCCGGCCAACAUGGCAAGUGCUUUUCUUCCAACAAUGCCUGAAGACCUGCUGGUUCAAGCCAGGAGUUGGAGUGGCCUGGAACAUCUCGUCUGGUACAAUUGUCCCAAUGGCCAUCCGUGCACUGUAGGAGAGUGCGGCAAGCCAAUGGAGCAGAGCUUCUGUCCGGACUGUCAUGCUCAGAUUGGAGGCAUCAAUCACAGGCCAAAUGAAGGCUUCCAUCCCAUAAGAGCAAAUGAGGACAGAACACAGACUGGCCAUGUGUUGGGCGGCCCGCAGCCCGGCGAUGCAGCUGUGGCACCUGAUCGAGGGCUGUCCCCAGUGGUCUUCAUUCUCACUCGGCUACUCACUCAUUUGGCUAUGCUUGUGGGGGCCACUCAGAAUCCCCAGGCCUUGAUCAGGAUCAUUAAGCCUCAGGUCCCAGACCCACAAGCCUUCUUGCAGCAGCACAUCCAGAGAAACCUGGAACAGCUAACCAAGAUGCUGGGCAAGAGUGCAGACGAGACCAUCCACGUGGUACACCUCACCCUGUGCAGUUUGCUCAAGGAGCAGCACCCGGUGUUUGGCCAGAGGAAGUUAAAUUUUAGUGCAGAAUUGUCAAGCAAAGCUUGCAGAAACAACUGGGAGAAGCAUUUUGAAGCUCUUCUUCUACCUGAAUUGGAGCAUCUUGACAAAACCUUGGCAGCUGUAAAUGCUCUUAUCAGCCAAGAUGAGCGCAUCAGUUCCAACCCCGUGACCAAAAUCAUAUAUGGGGACCCAGCAACCUUCCUGCCUCACUUGCCCCAAGAAAGUGUGGUUCAUUGCUCGAAGAUUUGGAGCUGCAGGAAGAAGAUCACAGUGGAGUACCUGCAGCAUAUUGUGGAACAGAAAAAUGGCAAAGAAACCGUGCCUGUUCUCUGGCACUUCCUCCAGAAGGAAGCAGAACUAAGGCUGGUGAAAUUCUUGCCUGAGAUCUUGGCCCUGCAAAGAGAUCUAGUGAAACGAUUCCAGAAUGUUUCAGAAACGGAGUACAGUUCCAUCAGAGGUUUUAUUGGAAGUCACCCACCAGAUGGGCUGAUAAAGCAGUUCCAGGAUCGGAUCACUGUCUUUCUGUCCACAUGGAACGCGCUGAGGCGGUCACUGGAGACCAAUGGUGAGAUCAAGCUACCAGAAGACUUCUGCCGCUCCGAGUUGGAUCUGGAUGCUGAAUUUGAGGUCAUCCUUCCACGCCGACGGGGCCUGGGCCUCUGUGCAACUGCCUUAGUCAGCUACUUAAUUAGCCUGCACAACCACAUGGUCUACAUGGUGCAGAAGUUCUCUGAGGAAAACAACAGCUAUUCUGUAGAUACCUCUGAGGUUACUGACCUGCAUGUCAUCAGCUAUGAGGUGGAACGGGACCUGAUUCCACUGAUUCUCUCCAACUGCCAGUACCAAGUGCAUCAGGGUGGAGAAACCUCACAAGAGUUUGACCUAGAGAAAAUCCAGCGGCAGAUCAGCAGCCGCUUCCUCCAGGGCAAGCCCAGGCUGACCCUCAAGGGCAUACCCACCCUGGUGUACAGACGUGACUGGGACUAUGAGCAUCUCUUCUUGAACAUCAAGAACAAAAUGGCACAGAACCCACUCACCAACUCAGCCAUCAGUGCCAUCAGUGGACAGCUACAGUCCUACAGCGAUGCCUGUGAAGCUCUGUCUAUGACAGAAGUCACCCUGCGUUUCCUGAGCACAGCUGGCGGGGAUCCUGGCAUGGACCUGAAUGUGUACAUUCAAGAUGUCCUACAGAUGGGUGAUCAGACAGCUCUGAUUUCAAAGGCCUUAGACAGAUGUCAGCUCAGACAUGUCAUUGCCCUCUGGCAGUUCCUAUCUGCACAUAAGUCAGAACAGCGGCUGCGGCUGAAGAAAGAGCUGUUUCGGGAAAUUGAUGUGAAGUACAAAGAGGACCUCAGUCCGCAGCACGCCAGGCUCCUCCGCACAUUUCUGAAUGAGGCAGGCCUGGACGCCUUCCUCCUGGAGCUCCAUGAGAUGAUUGUGCUGAAACUCAGAGGCCCCCAGGCUGAAAGCAGCUUCAACCCCAAAUGGAGCCUCAAGGACACUCUAGUAAGUUACAUGGAGACUAAAGAGAGUGAUGUCCUUCCAGAAGUGGAAUCCCAGUUCCCAGAAGAGAUCCUCAUGUCCAGCUGCAUCUCAGUGUGGAAAGCUGCUGCCACACGAAAACAGGACCGGCAAGCGAGGUAGAGCAUCUCAGCCUUCAAACAUGGCUGGAAAGAAGGUCUUCCCUCCUCCAUUGACAGGUCCCAACACAGGCUGUGGCCUUUGUGAAGGAAAGUGUGGACACCGCACUGGAUUCAAAGCUUAGACACACCACACAAGCUGAUGGCUUUUUGAGAGCCAAGCUAUUUUUGGAACAUGCGCCUGUUCCAAAACUUCCUCGUGUAUGGCUAUAGAAAAUUGGUAAUCAACUGCCUCUUGUACAUUCCAGAAGAAACAAAGAGAAUCACAGUCAGCUCAUGACCAACACUGAUCCUCUUAAGGCCGCCAGCCUCUUACCUCAUGUUUCAUGGCCACUUGACUGCAUAGAGAGAGAACACGGGGGUGGUGCGUUUUUUUCUAUUCUACUAUCUAUGUAGAAUAGAAAGAAUACAUGUAUUUGUUCUUCCAGUCCCUUAAGUUUUGAGUACUGCACACACAUUUCUUGGUUUCCAAGCUGUAUGAAAACUGCCACACUAACCCAUGGAAACCCAAGGUGUUUGUAUAAGCUGUAAGGCCACAUGAACAAGAGCUAAUGUCGACCCCACCAUAAGUCACUGCCAAAUUACAAGGGAAUAAAGCCAAACACUCAGUGAGAACACUGGACUGGGAGCAUAGAACAAUGAAUAAAAAGAAAGGUAUUUGGGGAAUGCUGUAGAGAGUUACUGUGUAGUUGUCCAAUGAGCAUUCAAAGUGGUCUUUGCGUCCCUGAGUACACAUAUCUGGCCCUUUCUUGAGUCUCAGCCAAGGCUGAGUACCAAGCAGUUUGAGAGAAGGCUGGAAACGAGCCCACCUGUAUUGUUCUGCCUUUCUCGCUGAAGGUGUUGCCUCUUUGUGUUACAAUCCACUCUGGAUCCCCUGAUCCCUCUGGACUAAUCCUCUUCCUGGCACUCACCACCAUUUGUAGUAAGAACAGCCAGUGUUUACAAGCUGGAAGUCAUUUCCUUCACAGAGACAGUAAACUGGACUUUGAGCUGCAGAAAUACAGACUGGUAAUCAGGAGCACAUCUAUGGUCACAGCACCAACAGGAGAUGGAUUAUGCUCUGUUCUGAAUUCUCCUCAGAGCCUGAUGCAGGGACCAGACCCUGCAGUAACUCACGUCAGACUGUAUUCCCAGUGACAGUGAUCAUCUUACUCCAAACCAUGAAGAGCACCUGUCCCAGAUGUCUGCAUCCCAGGUUCCCUGCAGAAUGGAUGUUUCGGGGUGCAAGGCUACUGAUUUUCCCAACUUGGCCUUGAAACUCCUGUGAUACCUCAGAUUGGGGUUUAACUCGCCCUAGCCAUCAGAGGGCAGCUGAGCCCUCUGUUUCUUGCUGUGAAGGCCUUUUUUGGCUUUGACCUAGGCAUUUUUUUUUCUGUCAUGAAGAAUUUUAAUUAAGAUGUUUCAUUUUGUAUGCUAU